Messenger RNA from Habropoda laboriosa, 335 nucleotides. RefSeq lists its product as uncharacterized. The record is from RefSeq and is a predicted model, not a curated record. The transcript is spliced from 3 exons. NCBI's taxonomy places the organism in Eukaryota, Metazoa, Arthropoda, Insecta, Hymenoptera, Apidae. Bases 53 to 298 code for a protein of 81 amino acids.
UCCGGCAUUAAAAGUUGGAUUUCACGCUGAAAAACCAUUGAAAUUCGUGAAAAUGAGAUUCCUGAUGUUCAUCCUGAUGGUUAUAGCAGCUUUCACUGUUGUUCUGCCUGUUCGAAAUAAGCCUGGUACUUGCAGCAAAUGGAAAGGAAAGUGUUAUGCCUAUGAAGAUUGUUGCCGCUAUCUCGUCUGCCCUACGUACGAAGGUAGAUGCGUACUAAAACCAGGAAUUAUUGUCCCAGGAGAGGACACUAGACCUAUUGGAGAUGGACCAUUUCCUCCAGGUUACCCAGAUUUCUAAAUAUUGCACUUACUACUUACGUUCCAAUUUUUAUCUU